Messenger RNA from Octopus sinensis (East Asian common octopus), 2332 nucleotides. RefSeq names its product collagen alpha-6(VI) chain-like. The transcript has 7 exons. Lineage: Eukaryota; Metazoa; Mollusca; Cephalopoda; Octopoda; Octopodidae. The record is from RefSeq and is a predicted model, not a curated record. Bases 161 to 2332 code for a protein of 723 amino acids.
UGUUCGAGUGGGGGCAGUGAUUUAUAGCACUGAUGUAGAGGUGCAGUUUCAUUUGAAUCGCUACAGUUCCAAGCGUGAUAUCCUCGAUGCUGUUGACAACAUUGCCUAUGUGUAUGGAAGCACAAAUACAUAUGGAGGUCUGCACACAGCCAGAACACAGAUGUUCACUGCAGAAAAUGGUGACAGAGCCGGUGUUCCUAACAUCAUUUUCCUCAUAACUGAUGGCGUUUCCAACGUCAAUGCUUUGCAAACGAUACCAGAAGCGGAGGCUAUUCGUGCAGAAAACAUCCAUAUUUACGCUAUAGGUAUAGGCCUUGCAGAAACUACAGAACUCGACAAAAUUGCAUCAUCUCCAGCAAGCGCUAACAGUUUCACUGUGGAAGAUUUUAAUGAGCUUCAAGGCUUAAAACACACGAUAUUUGAAUCUUACUGUCCCGUAAAGUCCACAGAAACGAUUGUCGAUCGAAAGCCACCCGGUCGUUGCAAUACUGCUGAAUCAGACAUUGUGUUCGUUCUGGAUUCUUCAACUAGCGUUACUGAUGCAAACUUCAAGAAAAUAUUAGCUUUCAUGAAAGAUUUUCUGUCGGAUGCUAGUAUUGACUCGGGUAAUGUUCGAGUGGGGGCAGUGAUUUAUAGCACUGAUGUAGAGGUGCAGUUUCAUUUGAAUCGCUACAGUUCCAAGCGUGAUAUCCUCGAUGCUGUUGACAACAUUGCCUAUGUGUAUGGAAGCACAAAUACAUAUGGAGGUCUGCACACAGCCAGAACACAGAUGUUCACUGCAGAAAAUGGUGACAGAGCCGGUGUUCCUAACAUCAUUUUCCUCAUAACUGAUGGCGUUUCCAACGUCAAUGCUUUGCAAACGAUACCAGAAGCGGAGGCUAUUCGUGCAGAAAACAUCCAUAUUUACGCUAUAGGUAUAGGCCUUGCAGAAACUACAGAACUCGACAAAAUUGCAUCAUCUCCAGCAAGCGCUAACAGUUUCACUGUGGAAGAUUUUAAUGAGCUUCAAGGCUUAAAACACACGAUAUUUGAAUCUUACUGUCCCGUAAAGUCCACAGAAACGAUUGUCGAUCGAAAGCCACCCGGUCGUUGCAAUACUGCUGAAUCAGACAUUGUGUUCGUUCUGGAUUCUUCAACUAGCGUUACUGAUGCAAACUUCAAGAAAAUAUUAGCUUUCAUGAAAGAUUUUCUGUCGGAUGCUAGUAUUGACUCGGGUAAUGUUCGAGUGGGGGCAGUGAUUUAUAGCACUGAUGUAGAGGUGCAGUUUCAUUUGAAUCGCUACAGUUCCAAGCGUGAUAUCCUCGAUGCUGUUGACAACAUUGCCUAUGUGUAUGGAAGCACAAAUACAUAUGGAGGUCUGCACACAGCCAGAACACAGAUGUUCACUGCAGAAAAUGGUGACAGAGCCGGUGUUCCUAACAUCAUUUUCCUCAUAACUGAUGGCGUUUCCAACGUCAAUGCUUUGCAAACGAUACCAGAAGCGGAGGCUAUUCGUGCAGAAAACAUCCAUAUUUACGCUAUAGGUAUAGGCCUUGCAGAAACUACAGAACUCGACAAAAUUGCAUCAUCUCCAGCAAGCGCUAACAGUUUCACUGUGGAAGAUUUUAAUGAGCUUCAAGGCUUAAAACACACGAUAUUUGAAUCUUACUGUCCCGUAAAGUCCACAGAAACGAUUGUCGAUCGAAAGCCACCCGGUCGUUGCAAUACUGCUGAAUCAGACAUUGUGUUCGUUCUGGAUUCUUCAACUAGCGUUACUGAUGCAAACUUCAAGAAAAUAUUAGCUUUCAUGAAAGAUUUUCUGUCGGAUGCUAGUAUUGACUCGGGUAAUGUUCGAGUGGGGGCAGUGAUUUAUAGCACUGAUGUAGAGGUGCAGUUUCAUUUGAAUCGCUACAGUUCCAAGCGUGAUAUCCUCGAUGCUGUUGACAACAUUGCCUAUGUGUAUGGAAGCACAAAUACAUAUGGAGGUCUGCACACAGCCAGAACACAGAUGUUCACUGCAGAAAAUGGUGACAGAGCCGGUGUUCCUAACAUCAUUUUCCUCAUAACUGAUGGCGUUUCCAACGUCAAUGCUUUGCAAACGAUACCAGAAGCGGAGGCUAUUCGUGCAGAAAACAUCCAUAUUUACGCUAUAGGUAUAGGCCUUGCAGAAACUACAGAACUCGACAAAAUUGCAUCAUCUCCAGCAAGCGCUAACAGUUUCACUGUGGAAGAAAGAUUUAAUGAGCUUCAAGGCUUAAAACACACGAUAUUUGAAUCUUACUGUCCCGGUACGUAUAUCUCGAAGAAUAUUACACCUGUCAUCGUCCUCGUCGAAGUUGUCGUCGUUCUUUGA